GCUUCGGCAAGAGGGUUCCUGCGUUAAAACGAUAGGACUUAACUAAUGACCGAGUCCGAUAUCUUUGUCAUUGAAAAACCAGACUCGGCGCCAUUGACACGACAGGGCCUCCAGGCGAGGAGUUCAUUCAUUCAUAAUAAAUAUAUGUAGUACAAUUAGGAACGACUUCUAGGGUUCAUUAGAGCGCUUAUUAACUACUUAAUUCGAAGUUCUUCGUCUUUUGCAAAGCUUGCAUUGAUUUCUCUUGAUUAUAGAUUGGUGGAGUACGACCAGCUGCAUAGAAAAGAUGCGUGUGACUAUUCGUUAUGAUGGCGAGAAUGCCUUGGUCAUUCGCGUCACGCUGCCAGAGAGCAAGACGAAGGAGAUGACUGCUAGGAAACUGGUCCAACUGUUCGCCAAGCAGUACGACAAAAAGUUCGCAACGGAGUUAGCAGUGGCAGAGCACUACCUCAAGGUAGUCGGCGGUGGCAGCCUUCGCGAUGAGCAAUUAUUGGCCGAUCACCUGCCGGCCGAGGGCGGGGAGGUAAAUAUACUUCCAAAUGACAAGUCAACCGCGUCUUCAGCAGGAGGAGCCGCGACUUCUUUUUCAGCAGGCCAUGCCGCUGCCGCGAAUGGAAAUUCAACGAUGCCAGCAGCCUCUGACGUAAAAUCUAGCGCAGAUCCAGCUAGCACUAAGUUGAGAAUAAGCGCAGCAGUUGCGGGGCCCACAGCAGGAGCAUCAUCUUCGACCUUGACAGCGGCGGAACAGGAACGAAAAGCUGCCCAGGAAGCAGGGAAAUUGCGUUGCAAAAAUUUUGGCUGCAACAAAUAUUUCUUAGAAAGCGAAAAUCAUGAUGGCGCUUGCAGACAUCACAAAUCUGCUCCGAUAUUUCAUGAGACGGCGAAGUGGUGGUCUUGCUGCCCAAAUACCAAGGCCUACGACUGGGACGAGUUCCAGAAGGUACUAAAGAAUAGAUACUUCUGUAGUUGGAAAAAAGAAAAUUCAAUGUGGUUUUCGUAGGAAGCAUGCAGAAUUUCAGAAAUUUUGCAGAAUCUGGAUUACUGAAGCAAGGGUAUAUUAGAAUCGUACUACUACUUACUCUCUAUGCAUAAGCAGCCACCUUUUCACAAAACAAUCUAACGUUAUCGCUAUCUACCCUGAUUUCAUCUUCUUAAGAUACCGGGAUGUCAAUGGGGACGACACUCCAACGUAGCAGCGAAAAAGCAAGUGCUUGGUGGUGUUGAUUUGCGAGAAGCGAAUGCACCUCAGAGAAUAGAUGAUGGUCCGAUGGAGCCCAGGAAAAAGGUACAAUGCUAGUAUUUUCUUACUCGGACUUCUUCUGCAACCUACAGCCUCGUCUUCAUUUUCAUUCUUGGAGGAUAUUAAAACUUUGAUAUUUUUCAAAAUGAUGUGUCUACGCACGCCGACGAUGACCCUAGUACUACAAGUUCUACGAGCAACAUUUUUCCGCUCUUUGUCUUAUUUUUUGUAUUUUCCUUUCAUGUAUUUUCUAUCUGUUGACACGAAUCAGCUCGACCUUUUGCGCAAGGGAAUGUCGGUAUGUGGGGUGGCCGAGGAUAUUUUUGACAAGGCAUGGGGCCGAUGUAUGGUGAAAUGUGGCGGUUCGCUUGAUGCUGUUGUGGAUCGAAUGGCACAAGCUUGCGAACAGGCUCUAGUCAGCGUACAAAGCGACGAUGUGAACGGAAUGGAUUGAUAAAGGCUUUUAGACGAUUAGACGAUGAUGUUGUUCAUAAACUUUAUGUCCGAAGUUGUCCGCAGCACCUGACUUUUUUUUUCAAGCACCUUGGGCACGCCUGUUAGUUUUGCCUUCGAUCCUCUUGAAACUGAAUUGUCAACAGCCUCUUGCUUCACUACCUACUCCGACUUCCACUAUAUAUAAUUUACCAGCGACUGCAGUAUAAGAGGAUAUCCCAACACCUUGGAAAUGCAAUAAGAAUAUAUUCCAUUACUUCUACCUAAAAUAUAAACGGAUCCUAAAAUAAACGUGGCCACUAAGAUUUAUUUAGAUAUUUGGAAUACUUGACUUUUUUUCGGUCUUUUGCUUUCUAGUUAGGUGUGCUCCACCGAUAUACUCCAUUACUUCUACCUAUAACCCGGUCUUCUCUUAGAUGAAUAUCCAUGACCAGCCCCAGCGCCAGGAAGAAACUCCUCACUCGUAUGCCUUUGAAGACGUGCUUUCAGUAAAUUUGCGCAAUUUCACCAGCGACAUUGUUCGCUCGCGCAUGAUUGUCACGACAUGUUAAGCAGCUUCAUAUUUCCUACAUUCUUAUUUUCAACAAGAAUGAAGAAAGCUCGCGGAUAGACACUUUAUUCCUACGGCGCGCGUGAUUGUCAAUCGGAG
Messenger RNA from Amoebophrya sp. A25, 2342 nucleotides. NCBI's taxonomy places the organism in Eukaryota, Dinophyceae, Syndiniales, Amoebophryaceae. The record is from the annotation of a GenBank genome assembly.